This is a messenger RNA of Eupeodes corollae, 3222 nucleotides long. Its product is annotated as mucin-19-like. The transcript has 2 exons. Bases 22 to 3117 code for a protein of 1031 amino acids. The record is from RefSeq and is a predicted model, not a curated record. NCBI's taxonomy places the organism in Eukaryota, Metazoa, Arthropoda, Insecta, Diptera, Syrphidae.
GACAGGGAAGGUAGCAUAAAGAUGAGGUCUUAUACGAGUAUUAUUGUUUUCAGUUUUUUUAUAGUACAAGCUUGUGCAGCAAGUUUGGGACACCACGAUGAAGUCAAAGUUUCAAAAACAACAGCUGAAACAAGUGUGCACUCUGCUGACAUAAAACCAGAAACACCGCAUCCUAUUGGAAAUCCAGUAUCGGUAAGCGGACCAAACAGUGAUCAUCAUCAUGCCACAACAACAUUAAACGAAGCAAUAGGUGUUCAGAAACUGGAAGAAGCUAUUGAGACUGUGCAUCAAGAAAGCAUUAGCAGCCCAGCUUCUGAUAUUGGUGCUAAUACACUGGAAGCAUUCAAAAAAGUAGUAACUUCCGAAGAAUUGAAAGAAGAACUCCCAACAAACAAAGGUGAAGAAACAAAGAAGACAGAGGGCUUAACCACUGGCGAAUCAGUCAAGCAAAACAGUAAAGAUCUCAGCACACAAACUGCUAACCAUAUACACGCUAGACAAACAAAUCAGCUAGUUGGAUCUGGAAGUGAAAUAAUUCAAAAUGGUGGAUACUUUGGCAUUAAUAAUGGCAUUGGAAAUGGUUUGCUAAGCUCUGGAGAAGGUGCCGUUAGAACUGAUAACUUUGCCAAUAUCGGAAAACUUCUUCCACCAACACAAAAUAUAGUCUAUAAUCAAGGAAUUUCUGGUAGUGGCGGAUUAGUCAGCACUGGAAACCUAGUUAGCUCUGGAGGAUUAUUAAGUUCCAAUCAGUUUGUAAAUUCUGGAAGACUAGUUGGAAUUGGUAAUUCUGGAGGCAUUAUUGGCUCUGGUGGUUUGGGACAAGCUGCUGGCAUUCUAGGAGCGAAUAAUGUUUUAAACAACUACCAAAGUGGUAACAUUGGUAUCGGAAGCCAAACUAUUCCAACCUCUGUUGAAAGUAAUCGAAGAAUACUUAUUGGUUUAGAUGAACUAAACUCGGUUCCACAAACUGUUGAAUACAGCAAACAGUUCUAUCAUUUCGAAGCACCCGAAGAGAUCCAAGAAAGUGGGCAAAUAACCAAGCAGCUGAGUAACGUAUUGAAGAAAAAUCUUCAAGUCAUCUUCAUCAAUGCUCCCGAGAACACAGCAGCUACCAAUGCUGCUCUCCAGUUAGCUAAACAAGCAAUUGAACAAAGAACGGCUAUAUAUGUUCUAAGUAAGGAAUCUGAACCUGCACAAUUAGUUGGUCAAUUGCAACAAAUCCAAGAAAAUAUUCAAAAUAAGCCUGAGGUAAGAAUUAUUAAGUACCGAACCGCAGAAGAUCUUGAACGUGCUAAACUGGAAAUUCAAUCGCAAUAUGAAGCUACCGGUGGCAGUACGGAAACUUUUAAUGGAGGCGUUGUUCCAGUUUUAAAUUAUGCAAGCGAUGCAGAAGCUUAUAGGGAAGUCGGAAAUUUGUUGGGAACAGGUAUUGUUUCGGCGACACAUUUAGGAGCCAGUGGCAUCGACGACGGCCAUCAUGCUGCGAGUUCGAAUGUUGAAUCUACUAUUGGGGGUCAGAAUAUUUUGGCAGGAAAGCAAGCUUUACUUGGAUCAAGCAUUGGUCAAUUGAAUCUAAUUAAGAGCUCUAAUACUGGAUCAACGGGUCUUGUUGGAAGCGGUGGUCUUUUGUAUUCAGGACCUUCAAUAGUUUCAAAAUCAAGUGGUUCAGUGCAAAGCACAACAAUUACAUCACCAGUUUUAUUAGGAAACACUGCAACACAAGUAGGAACAAGUUCUGGAUCAACAAAAUUUUUAACAACAUCAGGUCCCUUAAUAAGUUCAUCGAACUCUCUAGGCAGUAGUUCGAUUUCUGGAUCUAGCACUGGAUACACACGAGAACUUGGAAGUAAUUCGAUAGUAGCACCAAUAUCAAAAAUUCCAACUAACAGCGGUGUUGGACUUAAAACAAACGCAAACAUUGCAUCCGGAAGUAAAAGUAACACUUUAGUUGAUGCUUACACUUUUAAAGUUAACGAUGGUUUUGGUAGUAGCUCUUUGCAAAAAUCACAAAGUGGAUUGUCCAGUGGUCCAUUAGUUGGUACAAGUUCUGGAAUACCAAAUUAUAUUGUGGGCGGUGCCCAACCCGAUUCAUUGAUUGGUUCGUUAAAAGUUAUUGGCACUGGUUCUUUAGUUGGCGGAAGUACUGGAACAGUUAAACAAACUGAAGGUAGUUCUUCUUUGGGCUCUAUUCAAUCUGGAUUGCAAACAGGAUUGAGUUCAGACUUAAACAAAAUUGUAAGUGGAACAAGUUUCACUACUGGAAGUUCACUAGGAUCAAGUUCUAGUUCAUCAAAUAUUAUUGGCGAUGGAACAUCAAAUAUCGUUGGAAGUGGUUCAUUGUUGGGAUCAAGCUCCGGAAGCAAAACUUCAACUUUGUCAAUUGGAACUGGAUCGUCAAACAUUGUUGGAACCGGUUCAUUGUUGGGAUCAAGCUCUGGAAGCAAAACUUUAUCAAUUGGAACUGGAUCAUCAAACAUUGUUGGAACAAGUUCAGUGUUGGGAUCAACCUCAGGAAGCAAACCUUCAACUUUGUUAGUUGGAACUGGAUCAUCAAACAUUGUUGGAAGUGGAUCGGUUUUAAAAUCCGAUUCUGUAAGCCAUGCUACAGGAUCUAGCUCACUACAUAGUACUGGGUCAACCAACACUAUUGGAAGUGCAUCAUCGCAAGGCUCUAGUUCAGAACUAAGCCAGACUUCUGUUUCAUCAACAGGAACACCCAAAACUAUUGGAACUGGUUCGUCAGUCGGAAGUUAUGCUUCCCACGUAACUAUUGAAUCAUCAAAAUUAAGCAACAGUGAAUCUCUAUCAAGUGCUGGAUCAGAAAAUCUCGCUAUUAAAAGUAAAUCAAUUGGAUCAUUAGAUUCCGAUUUGGAUGGUGUGUCUGUGUUAAGUUCGACAAAAAUUGAUCAUGACCUCGACGUAACAAAAAAUAGUGGUACCAAGAAAUCAGAAUCUGAAAGUGAUUAUGUCUCAGGACUGGGAAUUGGAACGUCGAUUGGUGAAUACGUCAAAAAAGAUGAAUAUACUGGUUCAUCAUCUGAUAAGGUAUUAUCAGUUGAUGCAAAGGAAACUUCGAUCAGCAGGCAAUAUUUACCUCCGAGUUUAAAAAAAAACUAAUUAAAGAUAUAACCAAUGUUUUGAUUAUUCGUUUUCUUAAAAAGUAAUACCUAAUGUUAAAAAGUUUUAAAGCCUAAGAUAUGAAAUAAAUAUGUAUUAAAAAUG